This is a messenger RNA of Sarcophilus harrisii (Tasmanian devil), 5137 nucleotides long. RefSeq names its product forkhead box N2 (gene FOXN2). Gene Ontology annotation, biological process: regulation of DNA-templated transcription. The record is from RefSeq and is a predicted model, not a curated record. Gene Ontology annotation, cellular component: nucleus. Gene Ontology annotation, molecular function: cis-regulatory region sequence-specific DNA binding; DNA-binding transcription factor activity. The transcript has 6 exons. Lineage: Eukaryota; Metazoa; Chordata; Mammalia; Dasyuromorphia; Dasyuridae. Bases 238 to 1557 code for a protein of 439 amino acids.
AGGAAAGAAGAGGAGGAGGAGAAGGAGGAAGAGGAGGGAGGGGGAUGUGGCAACGCCGCCGCUGCUACCGCCGCCGCAGCUGCUCGAGCUCCGCUGUCUCUUUCCCGGCGGCGGCUGAAGGGAGCAGCUGCGGGUCUCUGCCAUAUUGUGCGUCCCCCUCCCUCCCUCCUCUUUCCCUCCCCCAACAUCCACCCACCCACCCUUUAGAGGCACACGCCUGACGAGCCAUAGGAUUAAAUGGGUCCAGUUACUGGAAUGACUCCAGAUAAGAGAGCUGAAACUCCUGGAGCAGAAAAGGUUGCAGGAUUAAGCCAGAUUUACAGAAUGGGAAGCUUGCCUGAAGCAGUUGAUGCUGCCAGGCCAAAAGCUACAUUAGUGGACAGUGAAUCAGCAGAUGAUGAGCUCACAAACUUGAACUGGCUUCAUGAAAGUACUAAUCUUCUAACAAAUUUCAGCCUUGGAAAUGAAGGUCUUCCUAUUGUUAGUCCAAUAUAUGACAUUGAAGGUGAUAAUGUCCCAUCUUUUGUACCAUCCUACCAGAACCCAGAAAAAAAAUCAGGGAAUUCAAAACCCCCUUACUCCUUUAGUCUUUUAAUUUACAUGGCUAUUGAACAUUCUCCAAAUAAAUGUUUGCCAGUCAAAGAAAUCUACAGUUGGAUUCUGGAACGCUUUCCAUAUUUUGCUACAGCACCAACAGGUUGGAAGAAUUCUGUCCGACACAACCUUUCUUUGAAUAAAUGUUUUCAGAAAGUGGAAAGAAGCCAUGGCAAGGUGAAUGGAAAAGGUUCCUUAUGGUGUGUUGAUCCAGAAUAUAAACCCAAUCUUAUACAAGCACUGAAGAAGCAGCCUUUUUCCUCAGCACUUGCAUUUUACACCCCUCCUGCAUCACCACAAAAUGGAUCAUCACCACCUCAUUAUAUAACCUCUGUAUUAAAGCAGAGCCAAGUUCGAACUCUCAAAGAAUCCGAUAUUGAUGCAGCCACUGCUAUGAUGCUUUUAAAUACAUCUAUUGAACAAGGAAUUUUAGAAUGUGAGAAGCCCUUGCCACUCAAAACGGCUUUACAAAAGAAAAGGAGUUUUGUUAGUGCAUUUAGCCAUCCCAGUGCCAUAAAUUUACAAGAGAGUGAUUCUGCAGUCAACAAUAUUGAUCCAAAGGAAGAUCACAAUUACAGCGCAAGCAGCAUAGCAACACAGCGUUGUGCAUCCAGAUCUAGCGUAUCUUCCUUAUCUUCUGUUGAUGAGGUGUAUGAGUUUAUCCCAAAGAAUAAUCUUGCAGGAAGUGCAGGAAGUGAUGGCAGUGAAGGGUUUCACAGUGAAGAAGAUACAGACAUUGAGUAUGAAGAUGACCCUCUUGGAGACAGUGGCUAUGUAUCACAACCUUGUGCAAAUACCUCUGACAAAGACCGGCCCACCAAGAAACCUAAAAGAGAGUCAUGUCAGGAAAUUGAUGAGGAGCUUAAAGAGGCCGCUGGAUCUCUGCUGCACCUUGCUGGAAUCCGCACGUGCUUGGGUUCCCUAAUAAGUACUGCAAAGAGCCAAAAGCAAAGGAAAAAAUAGUAGUACCAGAUAGUGUGAUUUUUUUUUUUUUUUUUUUUUAAUGUGGCAAUACUCUUCUACUUUCUCUUCACAAGGGAGAUCAAAGCCAUAAUGGACUUCUUUAGCUGGUCGUUGGGGGUGGGGGUGGGGGUGUGCUAAUUACCUUUUUUCCUUUAUACCUUUUUUUUUUUUUUAAUCACUGCAAUUAGGGUCAUCCUUACCUAGGAUUGGGCCAAUCAAUGCAUGAUUGAAGUACUAAUAGCAAUUUUUAAAAAAAUCAUUGAUUCAGAAAUUUGGAAAACUUCCACAGAAAAAUCCUCAGGCUCCCUUUUAAGACUGUAGACAAAAUCUUUCCUAGAUGAAUAUCUUUUGUUGGUGUAGAAAAUGGGAUAACAUGCCACUCAGUAUAGCAAUUUUUCCAUUUUUUUUUUUUAAACCACUGAAUACAGUGGAUAAAUUGGCUAAAAACGUUAUUUGCCCCUUUUAUCCUAUUUACUUUUAUUUACCAGUGUAGAGUAUGUUUUUAGUGAAUGCUGGUUGAAGCAUAACCAAGUAGGGAAAAAAAUUAAAUUUGAAAAGAUCUUAGGUAGCUAAAUUAGAAUGGCUGCUAGAAAGUUCUGUUUAUACAAGUAGAAAAUGGGGAAACUUGAUUUUUAUUGUACGUUCUAAGUCCACUCCAUAUCUCUUAUAAGAUCUUUUGAAAUUCUUUGGCUUAUCUGUUGUUAGAUAGACUGUAUUGGGGGCACUUUUGUUUUUACCCUUAGUGCUUUAAAUCAGUAAUUAGUUGGCCAGUUUUCUGUUAACUAUUAAGUUUUUAUAUAACAGAUAGCCAGUGAAAUGAUAAUAUGUAAUAAUUUUCAUUUUGGCAGACCUUUUCAAUGAAAGGUUCUCUUCCUUAUGUUGUCUCUGUGGGAACAGUGAUAAUUACAAAUUAUAAUCAUAAUUUAAAUGGAGUGUGAUCUAGAAUUUGGUUCAUUUUAGCAAUUUAAUGCCUAAUAUGUGCAAGCCACUGUGCCAGACACUAGAGAUAUAAAGACAAAAAAGGAAGCAAUACUUGCUGUUUUGGAACACAUAAUCUACUAAAAUAAAAGUUUUAAAUGUUUACAGUUAAGUAAUAAGCAAUUUUGGGAAAAUCUAUCCAAACCCAGGGUAAAAUAAGUAUAGUCUUAAUAUUUGAGAAGUAGAAAAAUUAAGCCCCUUUGGAAAAAGCAGUAUAAUACCCAAAUGUGCCAUUAAUCUUUAGUUAAUAGAUAUCACUACUUCUAAUAAUGAAUCCAUUGGUUGAGGUGGUUUAAGUAUUAUUUGAACAGUUCUACCUAUAUAAGAAGCAUUUUCUGAUUUGAAGUUAUAGUUCUUCAGAAAAAUCUACAGAUUUAUGGUGAAUUCAGUAUUUACUACAUGGAAUUUUUCCUCUUCUGGGCUUUUGGAAGGAAAUCUUUUUAAAAGUUUAUCUUGAAUCUUUUGUUUCCUUUUUAUUUAAGAUUUUCCCUGUGGGAUUUUUCCCCCCCAGAAAAACACUUCCUUUCCUUUCCUGCCUUGUUCAGAUGAUGCUGCCUUGAUGCUUUCAAAAAAUUUCAAAAUCUUAGGAUUGUUAAAAGGGAUAAAACAACUUCAUGUUUAAUUUUUAAAAUUUGUUUGGGCAUACUUUUCAAAUAAGAUGCAUGUUAAUAAUAAAUGUCUUUCUUUCACAGAAACCUUAAGCAGGGAUAUAUAUAUAUAUAUAUAUAUUGUUAAAUGUUCUCUGUUUUGUAUUAAUGUCACAUAUUUUAGUAGUAAAUUGACCUGCUUCAGCCUUGUUAGUAGAAUCAGGGGGAGUGUGGAGAUAGUCAUUUUAUUUAUUGUUCAUGAAAAAUAGCUCUUAAGCACAACUAGGUUAUAUUUCUUUCUUUUUUUUUGUUAUUCAACCAUAUAUGAUGCAGUUACCAGAGGACAUUAGUAUCCCUCACUAAUAACUGUUAGAUAAGUAGUAAAUAUAACACAAAUGCUUAUUACCACAGUUUUUACAAUAUACUCUUUCUCCUACUAAGUUCAAAAUAGGGCUUUUUACUUGGUAAGAUUGGGAAUUAGCUCUGUUUCAUGGCUAGGCCCAACAGACCAGGUAUGUGAUGUCUAGCAAUUUAUUUAUAACAAAGUUCCACUAUAGCAACCACUUAAAUUUCCCAGGGAGUUUGUCACAAUGGAAUUUUGCCAUUGUGGCUAAAAACCAUGAUUUCAUUUCAAAUACAAUUUGCCAUAUGUCAAAAUAAUAGAAAUAGUAUUGAAAUGUAUAUUGAUCUAUAUAAUGUUCCCCUAUUAAAUUUUUUACUUACCAUAGUUAGUGUUCAUUUUUCUUAUCCCAAACAUAAAUCAGUGUCUUCUAAAUAUAUACAUAUAUAUAUAUGCACACACAUAUAUAUAUAUGUAUAUGUAUAUAUACACACAUAUGUUACUUUGCAUGUGCAAUGUCUUACCAAAAGUUAUAUCUUUGUUUUAUUUUUUACAUACAGAGAAAGAACAUAGCCUUUCCAUAAUAUAGGAGGAAUUUUUAUUGGUGAAUCAUCUCCUUUUUUCUCUAGUCUUGUAAGAGCAAGUUUUUCAUAUUCCUUCCAUAUCCAGCAUGGCUUCUUUUAAGUUAAAGAAUUUUUUUUUUUUUUUGUAAAUAGUAUAAAUUCGGUGUAAUCGGAAUGAGAGGGGAGGGGUUGUAAUUUUUUCCUUUGCUUUCUUUCGUUUUUCUUUUUUCUUCUUUUGGGCUACUUUUCAUGACAUUAUGUAAAGGGUUCAUACCAAAUGGUCAAUUAGAUUGUAUUUUAGCAGGAAUUCAAAGGUAGGAGGAAGUAUAUCUGGAGGAAUGUGUGAGACUUGGUAUACCAGGAAGUCUUUUCUGCCAGUUUAAACAACAAAUGUGGAUACUUCACAGAGCUCUAAAGACUAUUGUCUUGGAUUCAACAGCAACUUUUUUUGACAUUUUGUGAAGCCCAUAGAUUUUGUUGAAAUUUUCAGGCUUUCUGGUUUGCAACUUCUCUAGAGUUCUUUGUUAGGCUGGAAAGGGAAAUCUUUGAUUUUAAGCAAAGCUUACUCAAAUUUGUUAAUAAUGAUGUAGUCAAAAUAUUUAUUGACAGGAAAAGUAGGAUAUUUUAAGCAUUAUACCUGCCAUUAUUUUUAAAGCACACUCUUUGUAUCUAACUGCCAGUGCCAUUAUCAAAAUUUUUUUUAAAAAUAUAAAUGUAUGUUUCUAUUCAGCUAAAGUACUUAAUUUAAAAGUAUUAUGUUGCCAUCGUAUAGUGAUAUGAAACAAUUUACAAUUGCCAAGUCAUUUUAAUUAUUAUUUAUUUAAAGUAAAAAAUGUAGAAAUGCAAUUUGAGUUAUACUAUCCCUUAAUCCUGUUUUCUAAUGUAGCAUAAGAAAUGUCCUGGACUGUAGAAUAAUUCUGCCAGUAGAUGACCAGUUAUGAGUGAACCUAUUUUCAGUUCCAAGUCUUUUGCUCAUUUUAAAAACAAUUUACAAAUGUUUAGUUUUUGUAUCUAAUCUCUGUUAAUUAAAAUGUUUAUAAAGUUUAUUUUUACCAAAGAGAUGCAAUUCAUUAAGAUAAAGUAUUGCAGAAUAAACUUUGUUUUGUAACAUU